GUCACCUUUAUCUGCAUGUCUUUUGUAGUACUAGUUGUAUAAAACAUUUGGUCCUCAGCUCUAGCUCAUUGUUUUUGGCUUUAUCCCGAUGUAUUAUAAGCCUUAUGCCUUUAGGAUUUGUAAGAUUAGCAAAGUUGUUUCUAAAAUUGCGAUUUAUAAUGCAUUUUCUUUUAUCUUUUCUUUAAAAAUUACUAGAAAAUAGAAAUGGUUAUCGAACUAGGAAAACAAAUGUUGUUUAAGUCAUAUGAACUCAACUGAGGAAGCCUUAGAUUUGGGGUAGGGUUAUCGGUUUGCCAAUCAAAAAGAUUGACAUUUCUAUAGUCAAAGUUAGCUGUAAAGAAAGGGGAAAAUUGGAAACAAAAUUUCAAUUUGGACUUCUUGUUCUUCUCUUAAAAGACCUUACUAACCCAGCCAAAAUUCCGUCUUCAUAAGGAAGUGUUGUUUACCUGGACAAAAACCUUUUCCCAAAGGAGAAGGGUAGUAAGGUAUUUUUGUCACAUGCAAUCCUUUUGAUUGGCUAACUAGCUGAUAUUCUGGGUUUCCACCAUAUAUACAUACAUAUAUAUAUAAGAACUGUCAAAUCGAAAUUCCUUGGCGUUCAUUAAAAGCUCUCGACGGGGAAAAAGAUUCGAGAACGAGAUUGCAGACGAACUGACUAAACUUGAAAAUGGGUUCUCUUUCUAAGGAUGCUAGGGAGGAAGUUAUACAGGCUUGGUACAUGGAUGAUAGUGAUGUGGACCAGAGACUUCCUCACCACCGUGAACCAAAGGAAUUUGUUUCACUGGAUAAACUUGCUGAGCUUGGAGUACUUAGCUGGCGACUGGAUGCUGAUAACUGGGAAAAUGAUGAAGAGUUGAAGAAAAUCCGCGAAGAACGCGGUUAUUCUUAUAUGGACUUCUGUGAGGUUUGCCCUGAAAAGUUACCGAACUAUGAGGAAAAGAUUAAAAGCUUCUUUGAAGAACAUCUUCACACUGAUGAGGAGAUCCGUUACUGUAUUGCUGGUUCUGGUUAUUUUGAUGUGAGGGAUAGUGAUGAAGCUUGGAUUCGCAUUUGGGUGAAGAAAGGUGCCAUGAUUGUGCUUCCUGCCGGAAUUUAUCAUCGGUUUACUCUUGAUUCUGACAACUACAUUAAGGCAAUGCGGCUCUUUGUUGGUGAACCGGUAUGGACCCCGUACAAUCGUCCACAUGAUCACCUUCCUGCCAGGAAAGGAUAUAUUGAAACUUUUGGAAAGAAAGAAGCUGCAAAUCAAGCAGUGAAUGCUGCUGCUUAGAAACUCCUCGAACAUCAAAACUGCUUGCUUGCUGAAGUUUGUAUUGUUAUUAUUAUCUACCAAAAUAAAAUAACGAAAUGGACUGCGGUUCUGUUCUUUCCAUAUGCGUUAUUUUGGUUGCAUAAUGACACUUGUAACAUAUAAUGGUUUUGUAAUAUAAAAUCUUCUAACUGUGUUUCUGGUGACACUUCCUUUUAAUAUGUCCAUAUAACCAAUGUGCUUGAUGACACUUGUCAUUGAUUUGGUUCUUGAACAUGUCGUAUUCACUGUAUGUUUCUUUUUUGCCUUCAAUGAUGAUGAUGGUGGUGGUGGUUUUCUUUCACCUUCUUGAAGCAAUAAUUCUUGCUUCCAACCACCAAUAGGAGAAGGGCUUUCCACAUUGAGAUAUGAUACCUUCCUGUCUUUUUCAGUCUCUGUUCCAAAACGUUUCAAAUUGCCCCCUUUGGAUAUAUGCUUUUGCCAAGAUCUUUGGUUCUAUUCUAACAUCAUCAUAUUUUUUUUUUCCAUUAGUUUAAUGUUUGGUGUCUCCACUCUACAUUGAUGAUCUGACAAAACAGUUUGAAUGGUUGGGUCUGUCAACACGUGUCCCCG
Oldenlandia corymbosa var. corymbosa is the source of this 1861-nucleotide messenger RNA. The record is from the annotation of a GenBank genome assembly. Lineage: Eukaryota; Viridiplantae; Streptophyta; Magnoliopsida; Gentianales; Rubiaceae.